Messenger RNA from Rotaria socialis, 1029 nucleotides. The record is from the annotation of a GenBank genome assembly. Lineage: Eukaryota; Metazoa; Rotifera; Eurotatoria; Philodinida; Philodinidae.
AUGAACAUGGAUGGUCUCAUUAAAAAUAUUUUCUCUCGCUAUUGUCUUAUUGGCUUAUUUAUUUUGGGAAUCGUUGGACUAAUAUUAAAUACAUUAAUAUUUACACGUAAGACUUUCCGUCAGAAUUCAUGUGUGCAUUAUUUUUUAGCAUCAACAAUAGCUAAUUAUUUUGUUGUCUUCUUUAUUCUACCAUCACGCAUAUUUUCCGAUGGUUAUGAUCUUGAUCCAGGUCAAUAUAAUUUAUUUUAUUGUAAAAUACGUUUCUAUACAUAUUUUACUGCUAAAUCUCUUUCAUCAUGGUUUAUUGUACUUGCUUGUUUUGAUCGAAAAAUGUCAAGUUCACUUAAUGUUCAUCGACGAGCAUUUGCACGUCCGUAUAUAUCACGUUGGAUGAUAUUCAUCACCACAUGCAUAGUACUGAUUUUUUACUGUCAUGUUCUUAUGUUCUAUGAAAUCGAUGACACAGAAGAAUGUAAUGGUCGUUUAGGCUUUUAUCGUUUAUUUAACGAUAGUUUUUAUUUGAUUGGCUAUAGUCUUCUACCGCCGUUAUUAAUGCUAAUUUUUGGUAUAUGGACAAUAGUUAGUACAAGACGACUUCGUCGCAUUGUUCCACGAGUUGGCCGACGUAUUACAUCUUUAAAUAAUCAUGAUAAUGCAUUGAUGUUAAUGCUUCUUGUGCAAGUUGGCCUCAUAUCAAUCACAGCUGUACCACACGCUGUACAGAAGUUAUACUCAACGCUCACACUUUAUGAUCGGAAAGAUGAGUAUGCGAAAACAGUUGAAAAUAUUUUUGUCAUAGUUGUUCGAACAAUAUCAUUUGUUAAUCAUUCGUGUGCAUUUUACAUAUUAACACUUAGUGGGAAAGUAUUUCGUCAAGAACUAUGCAAAAUAAUGAAAGAAAUUAUUUGUAAAACUAGACAUGAACCAAGACGUACAGAUUAUCAGUUGAGAACACAAGUACCGAUCGUUAAACUUGACGAAAAUGAUCGACAAUUACGAACGCAAAAUUACCAAUAUCGCAAUCUGUAA